Eriocheir sinensis (Chinese mitten crab) is the source of this 1758-nucleotide messenger RNA. RefSeq lists its product as uncharacterized. The coding region runs from base 308 to 820 and encodes 170 amino acids. The record is from RefSeq and is a predicted model, not a curated record. The transcript has 13 exons. NCBI's taxonomy places the organism in Eukaryota, Metazoa, Arthropoda, Malacostraca, Decapoda, Varunidae.
CAGCAGCUCCGGACAGCCAUGGCUUGCAGCAGCGCCACUUGAGAGGCGGAGAAAGAAGAGGGAAGAGUUGUGGGGCAUGACGAGGCGCCGUUCGGGGCACUUCCCUGCUGAGGAUGUAUCGCUGUCAGCCUGACAUGUAGCAGUAUGCAGUUUUGCGCGGCCCGCCAGAUUGGAAGGACGGAUACAUCAACACUCAACUCUUCUUUACUCUCCUGAAUUUAUCAUUUUACUUCACCUCUCGGAGUGUUGGCGAUGGUGGUGGCGGCAGUGACGGGCCCAGUGAUCCUGCCCAUCAAGCUCCUCAUGGAUGUUUUGGAGUGUUGGCGAUGGUGGUGGCGGCAGUGACGGGCCCAGUGAUCCUGCCCAUCAAGCUCCUCAUGGAUGUUUUGGAGUGUUGGAGGCAGCGAUGUGCCCAAUGAUACUGCUCAUCAAACUCUUAAGUCUCUGCUUGUUUUGGAGUGUUGGCGAUGGUGGUGGCGGCAGUGACGGGCCCAGUGAUCCUGCCCAUCAAGCUCCUCAUGGAUGUUUUGGAGUGUUGGAGGCAGCGAUGUGCCCAAUGAUACUGCUCAUCAAACUCUUAAGUCUCUGCUUGUUUUGGAGUGUUGGCGAUGGUGGUGGCGGCAGUGACGGGCCCAGUGAUCCUGCCCAUCAAGCUCCUCAUGGAUGUUUUGGAGUGUUGGAGGCAGCGAUGUGCCCAAUGAUACUGCUCAUCAAACUCUUAAGUCUCUGCUUGUUUUGGAGUGUUGGAGGCAGCGAUGUGCCCAAUGAUACUGCUCAUCAAACUCUUAAGUCUCUGCUUGUUUUGGUCAAUCUGCAAUAGUGAACGGUGUUUUUAUGGUGAAAAAUGUGCAGCCCAACCACAGGCUAACAUAACCCACCCACAGUCUGUCACCGCUUAUCACAACCCACCAACAGCCAGUCUGUAGGUGGAUGUAUACCAUGAGAAAAUCAUAGAAUCCUGCUCAAUCAACCUCCAUGGUUUGGUAUCAGUGAUGUCAUAAAUUUCUCUAAUUUGUAAUAAUACUGUUUAUCUUGUCUCAUAGUAAACACAUUUAGUAGAUAAUUUGUGGCGCCACAUUUGGUAGUCAAUAUUGCAACCUGCCUGAGCAAAGUGUAAGCAUCACUUGUAUGAGUUCUGAUACAUGUCUCACUGUCUCAGUCUGCACCAAGCUGAUAUCUGAUAUUAUUUUUAUAGUUUUAAUGUAUUUUUUUAGGUUUACAGAGUUUUACCUUUGUUGCAUCCAGAUUUGUCACACUUAACCUUUGCAGUAUAUCAUAAUUAAUAAUGCAUUUGAUUAUAGAUAAUUUUAACAUUAUUAAUAUAGAUAAUAAUAGUUACUGUUGAGAUUAGGUAAUUUUGUUAUAAUAUUUAAAAACUAGGAAUUAGAGUAUAUGGCAGGCUUGGAGCCUGGUGGUAGUGUAGUCCGUUCAAUAGGCACACCUAACAUUAUCAAAUGUGGGGCACAAACUUGGUGGAGGGACUGUUUCUGUGCCGCCAUAGGCGAUAGUGAGCUAAAGAGUAGCCUAUCUGGAUUUUUUGUUUUUAAUUAUUAAUGAUCCACGAGACAUCUAGAGUUAAAUCUAACUAUGUGCUUUUCUUUGUAUUCAUUCAUACACACACUGGUAAUAUUUCUGUGGUGUUUGAUUCACUUAAUUGAGUGAAAUUCUAUUGUGAUAAACACUCACAAAUUCGUGCCACUAUAGUUUAUCGACUCAGCCGUUGUCUUUCCCUCUAAUCCCAAGCCAUUCGUAACAUGA